AUGGCUCAGGAAGGCCAGAUCGAAAAACUGCUUAGGGAGCUAGGCCUAACCUUUGGGCAAGACGCGAAAGCCCGAGAUAGAGAGCUACUCACCUUUGACAAUCCACACUCAUGCGAGCACUGUCGAGAUAGUGUCGUUGAGGUCGGGCAAGAACAUACCGUGAUUCACUGCCAAUGUGGAUGGUCAGGCCAAGGCCCGGUUGUAAGCCCCAAGUAUCGGGCGUGCGGUAAAUGCGGGAUGCUUCACGAUAAUCAAGUCCACAGAGAGUACUCAUCUACGCUCCAGUAUGGACUCAAGGACGCUGUGGUUGCUGCCCGGUCGGGCUGUCUGCUCUAUGUGUUUCUCCUCGACUCUCUCGGCUCCCCCAAACAUGUUCUCUAUAUGUUAGAGGAUGACUUCAGCUGGAACACGAUACAAUCUCUAUUCACUAUGGGGAAAUUCCAUCUCAGCGGGACAAUAAACUCUCUCGAUGGAGUUCCUGCCAACUGCUAUAUCUCAUGGGGUAUCUCAACUGCAUCACACUCUUUCACGGGAGGCGAGCUGCGCAUGUGGGCAAUGGCUGGCGACGGAGCUUCCAAGUUCAUCGACUCUCGUCCUUACGAGUCCAAUGUCGACUCUGAUGCCAGCUGGGACUUUGCCCGCCGGUGCCUUGAUACAUGUCGAGAAAGGCACGGACGAUGUCGUGAGCGUUUGACAGAUGGGUCGGACAUCCGGCUGCGGAGCAUAGGCGAAGGUUUAAGCAGCGAGCAGACCGACAUAGCCAACAUCCCAUCUCGAUUACUAGAUGUCCAAGCUGGAGCUGGAAGUCGCAUCAAAGUCAUCAAGGUCGACACAUUGUCGGGCGACGAACAAGCCGUCCUUUGUUCAUCUGGUUUCGCAGCACUCUCGUACUGUUGGGGAGGCCCGCAAUCACUGACGCUGACCAAGUCGCAAAGCCAACAUCUUUACGGCGGUUUCUCCCCUUCAGAGCUUCCGAAAACCAUUCAGGAUGCCGUUCGUGUCGUUCAGAAACUUGGCCUUCGUUAUUUGUGGGUUGAUGCGCUUUGCAUCCAACAGGACAGCGACCAAGACAAGGCAGCUGAGAUCUCUCGAAUGGAAACCUACUACGGCAGCGCCACAGUCACCAUCUGCGCUGCCGCCUCCUUCAGCGCCGAGCAGGGAUUUCUGUUUCGUCGAAAGAGUCACCAGUUUGCUACUGGACCUUUGAAGCUACCUCUGCGGAAUAAGAACGGCACUGACGAAGGCCACGUCUACUUAUUGAAGGAAGCCAAAGCACCACCGGAGCCGAUAACGACACGCGGAUGGACCAUGCAGGAGUCGCUACUGUCACGGCGGAUAUUAAUUUACUCUGAAAGACAACUCUACUGGUCCUGCUCAACCUCGAUAUCCGGCUGCGGCGGGGAGCUCGUCGCCAUGGAAGACAGGGUAUCAGGGAACAUACAGUCCUUGGUCGACAACAUUUAUCCCAUCGGGGCCUCACUUCAGCUCCCGACGGCAAACCAGUGGCAGCAACUCGUGAUGGACUACACUGCCCGUCACAUAGGCGUUCCCGGUGACAAGCUCCUCGCAAUAUCGGCCUUGGUGGCUCAUCUGUGGAACAUUUCCAAGGACCGGGGGGAGAAGCCAGCCUACAUUGCAGGGCUGUUUGUAAUCCUGGCAAAGAGCACCUCUUUCCUUGAGCAGCUCCGUUGGAAUGCAAUUGACCCAGCUAAAUCACGGCGCGCGAGUGUAUAUAGGGCACCUUCAUGGUCGUGGGCAGCUAUCGACGGUCCCAUCUGGAACCACUUACACAACGACCGCUUCGACUUUAACGGCGACCCCAUAAUGCCAGCAGAUAGGGCAGUGAUUCGCAGCUACUCUGUCGAUCUAGUGCAUCAAAAGUUGCCCUUUGGAAGUGUUAGAGACGCACACAUAAUUAUCGAGGCCAAAAAGCGUCGCCUUGGCGAAUGUGUCAACAUUCCAGGCCUAGCACUGAUGAUUCGACCUGGUGGACCCAACGAUGAGAGUUGGGGCAUUCGUCUAUUCCCCGACACAGAGGAGGAUGCACAAACAAUGAGGGACAUAAUAGAAAAGAAGAACAACUCUGGGGGUGAUAUUUCCUUGUUACUCCUCCACACAUCCAGAGGUCUCUACAGAUCCCAAGGUCUUGUUGUCUCACCAACCGCCUCAGGGGACAUGGUAAGGAUCGGUGUUUUUGACCUUCACGAGUAUGCCCUGGCUGAAUCUGAUCGGGGAAGCAUCUUCAAGACAUGCGUGCCAACAUCUGUCCGCUUGGUCUAA
Molecule: messenger RNA, 2280 nt
Organism: Fusarium vanettenii 77-13-4
Lineage: Eukaryota; Fungi; Ascomycota; Sordariomycetes; Hypocreales; Nectriaceae
Exons: 1
Coding region: 1-2280 (759 amino acids)
Source: RefSeq, a predicted model, not a curated record